GGCAAACCAGAAGAUAAUGUUGAUCGGUACGCAUCUCUAUGUCUCCCCAUCUGUUGUCUACUAACGACCUACGAAUAGUCAUAUUGUCACAAAUCAUCUACUGCACUUUCUCGCACUUGAUAGGUCAGAUCCGAAGAAGUUCCAAAUAUUACAACUUAUUGCGGCACUCUUGGGGUGGUCAGACGGUAGGUAGCAAACAAAGUUUUGAACCUGGAAAUGAGACUGACACCCUCUAGAGCAACGUGAGCAGG
Molecule: messenger RNA, 251 nt
Organism: Aspergillus versicolor CBS 583.65
Lineage: Eukaryota; Fungi; Ascomycota; Eurotiomycetes; Eurotiales; Aspergillaceae
Exons: 1
Coding region: 39-236 (65 amino acids)
Source: RefSeq, a predicted model, not a curated record